This is a messenger RNA of Odocoileus virginianus texanus, 799 nucleotides long. The record is from RefSeq and is a predicted model, not a curated record. NCBI's taxonomy places the organism in Eukaryota, Metazoa, Chordata, Mammalia, Artiodactyla, Cervidae.
AUGAGCCACGCCUUCCUGUCUCUGUUCCCCCCGCCCCCCACCACAGCCGAUAUCAUCUCUACCGUCGAGUUCAACCAUACUGGGGAGCUGCUGGCCACAGGCGACAAGGGUGGCCGAGUUGUCAUCUUCCAGCGGGAACCGGAGAGCAAAAAUGCGCCACACAGCCAGGGCGAGUAUGACGUCUACAGCACUUUCCAGAGCCACGAGCCAGAGUUCGACUAUCUCAAGAGUCUGGAGAUAGAGGAGAAAAUCAACAAGAUCAAGUGGCUCCCGCAGCAGAAUGCCGCCCAUUCCCUGCUGUCCACCAACGAUAAAACUAUCAAACUAUGGAAGAUUACCGAACGCGAUAAGAGGCCCGAGGGUUAUAACCUGAAAGACGAGGAGGGGAAGCUUAAGGACCUGUCCACGGUGACGUCGCUGCAGGUGCCGGUGCUGAAGCCCAUGGACCUAAUGGUGGAGGUGAGCCCGCGGAGGGUCUUUGCCAAUGGCCACACCUACCACAUCAACUCCAUCUCUGUCAACAGCGACUGUGAGACGUACAUGUCGGCAGACGACCUGCGUAUCAACCUCUGGCACCUGGCCAUCACCGACCGGAGCUUCAGUAUCCUUUCCUGCUGCGGCCCUGCUGCCGACUCAGCGGGCUGGGCGCCCCAGGUCAGGCAUCAGUUGGCCUGUUGUAAGCGAGCUGGCUGGGGGCUGCCACUUUGUUCCAUCCCUUCAGCCGGGUGCCUCCUGGCUCACAGGGUGACCCCCAUCAUCUGGGGCCUCACAGGGAACCCAGAAGGAGAUGGAGACCUGG